Messenger RNA from Verruconis gallopava, 2395 nucleotides. RefSeq lists its product as uncharacterized. The coding region runs from base 267 to 2153 and encodes 628 amino acids. The transcript is spliced from 5 exons. Lineage: Eukaryota; Fungi; Ascomycota; Dothideomycetes; Venturiales; Sympoventuriaceae. The record is from RefSeq and is a predicted model, not a curated record.
CAUGGCGAUGAUCACAUUGAACAUGCCAAAACCGUGAUCCUUGAUUGGAUCUCCCGCACUCAGAUGCCCGUUCAUCCUGCAGGAACUACUCUAUGGAGUAUCUCUGUGAGAAAAGAAGCGUGUAAAGCUGGGGUUGUGCAUAGUUCGGUGGCAGAGAGUAAAGCCGAGAACUACAAAAUGACGGGCAAGUCUCUGGGCAAAGGGCGUUUUCUACGUGCAUCAAUUGCUGUGAAGCAAGGCCUCAGAUAUUGCUUUUCUUCACGAAAAUGCUUUUCACGACCCUGAUAAGUUUAAUAUGGUGCGCAAGAAUAGCGGAGGCGAGCUGGGCGAGGAACCUGAAUUACAGGAGCCCUUCAGAAAAUCACCCUUCGUUAGGUCUCUCAAUUCGCAAGAUCGCAAAGCGUCAAACACCUGGCUCCACGUUCGAGCCCUCGAAACUCAACUUCACACACGGUGUUGCCUCAGGUGAUCCGUACCCCAACUCUGUAAUUCUAUGGACCCGAGUAGCUCCGAGUUCUGACAAUGUCAACGAUAACUCGACGGUCUCAGGCUAUGUUCCUUUGUACUUCCAUGGCCCAACUUCCGAAGAAAUCAAAGGAAGCAAAGCUCCAAUCUGCGUUAAUUGGAAGGUUGCCAAGGACGAGGCGUUGACAGCAGUGGUCUCGUCAGGUACAGUCUUUACGAGCUCUGAUAUAGAUUACACUGUCAAAGUCGAGGCGGGCAACCUCAAGCCAUUUACGCAAUAUUAUUAUCAGUUUUCCGUGUGCAACAGCAACAACACGUCCCCAGUAGGGAGAACCAAGACGAGCCCCGAUGCAGAUGACGAUAUUACUUCUGUUUCACUAGCCGUAUAUUCUUGCUCGAACUUUCCUUUCGGGUUCUUCAACGCGUACGGCAACCCCGUGCGAAAAGAUUCCAUAGAUUACGCCGUACAUCUCGGGGACUACAUCUACGAGUACGCCAACGGCGAGUACGGUUGGGGCCAGACAAUUGGGCGCGUUCCGCAACCAGAUCACGAAAUAUUCACCCUGUACGACUACCGCAAACGAUUGGCCACGUAUCGGACGGAUCUCGACUUGCUCGCUUCGCACCAACGAUUCCCGUGGAUAACGGUGUGGGACGAUCACGAGGUCAGCGACAAUACAUACCGUGACGGAGCGUCGGAGCUGAACAACACGGAAGCCUCGUUCAUCGAGGACGGGGGUGUCAGCGUCGACCAGCGCAAGAUGAACGCCGUGCGAGCCUACUUCGAAUGGAUGCCGAUUCGUCAAGUUGAGAUGGACGACAACCUCCGCAUCUGGCGCUCCUUCUCCAUCGGCAAGCUCCUCGACCUGAUCAUGCUAGACACGCGCCAGUACGACCGCUCGAUCACGGAUCUGUACUGGAACACCGACUACGUCCACGAGAUCGCGGACGACGCCGGACGCUCGAUGAUGGGCUCCAGGCAGGAGAACUGGUUCUACUCCAGCCUGAUCGCCUCGAACAAGCGCGGCGCCGCCUGGCGCUUGAUCGGGUCGCAAACCGUGUUCUCGAAGCUGAACCAGUCCUUGGCGUACGGGAGCGAGAAUCCCCUGGACUACGACGCGUGGGACGGCUACCAGGCGAACCGCAACAGGACGUUCCAGGUGCUGUACGAAAACGAGAUCGGGAAUAACAUCAUGCUCAGCGGAGACUCGCAUGCCUCGUGGGUCAGCGACCUAGUCUGGCUGGACGAGAAGGAAUACGAUCCCAAGACGGGCUCCAACUCCAUCGGCGUCGAGUUCGCCGGCUCGGCCGUGACGCCUCCCUGCCCGUACGGGGCGAACAUCUCGCUCGCGCAGGCGAACAACUACACCGUCUGGCUGGUGUCCAACAACCCGGAGCUUCAGUGGAGCGACCUGUACUACCGCGGCUACUACGAGCUGCACGUGUCCAGGGAGCAGGUCGUGGCCAGCUACUUCGGCAUGCCGACCGUCGCGAGCAGGAACCCCUUGGAGAUCUCGCUGGCCAACUUCACGGUCAGGAGCGGUGAGAACAAGUUGGCGCGGCCGGUCGGCGGCGGCGUGGUCGAGAGCGGAACGUUGAAGGGUGGCCAGACCAAGAUCACGAACAUCACGCACAACACGUCAAACGAUACCUGGUCGAUCACCGCCUACAAUCUCGAGGUCUUGUAGACGGAAAGAUGGCGCACGGCUAGAUUCAGGGAGGCACAAUCGAGGAAAGACUUCAGAGUCACGUCCAGAAUCGUAACGAUGCACAAGAUCAUCCUUUCUUAACAGAAAGGGGUGGCUGGUCUCGACGACGUGGCUCACCCCCUUGUAGAGGUUACCCGAUCUUACGCGGACUCCAGAAAAUAAUUCGUAGUUCCCAAGAUUCUAUGUACACCGUCGUAGUUACAAAUAGAAUUGACCUUCCC